AAAUAAACGAGCUUUGAGUGGAGCUUCAAUUUUUCACAGUUUUCUAUGUCAUUUCAAAAUUACUCCUGUUCCGGCUAAAAAAAAUCGUUGGCCUUCAAAAUGUCCGCUCCGGAGACUAGUUGUAGGCGGUGGAUUCAAAAAAAUUGGGUGGACGGCCCAUGCAGGAAGUGCUUUGAGUCCACCUGCGGACCAUGCAUCGACUACAGGAUAUCAGCGCCUACAGCAGCGGACGAUGUUGCGCCCCAGGCGGAUGUUGUUAAGGCGGUCAUUGAGCCGGACGGACCUGUGCGCCAGGAGAUCAACAUCCGGGCGGAGUGCAGCAAGGGACGUCCGCUCCUCGAGUCCGACAAGGACAAGCUGCGAUGCUGCACCAUGUGCGUGGCCCAGGAGCAGAAUCUGCACCCUAAUCUUUGCUCGGCGCAAUGCCGGCCGCUUAAAACCUAUUUGCACCUGAAUGAGUGGACCAAGCGACCACUUCCCAAGCCCACAUAUAAACAUUCGGUUAUCCUGGACAAUAACACCAUGGUAGGUCGCUGCUUCCCCAUGAAAUUCCAGCUGAGACGUAUGAAAAAGAAUUGCCUGGACUGCGGAAAUGAGCUCUACUACCGGUAUCCCAUCACAAACAACAGCGACCUGCUGCUGAUCAAGAACUGCUGCGAAGUGGAGGUCUACCCCGCCAUGAAGGUGGACAACAUGAACAACGUGAGGGUGACCAAGAUAUCGGGAGCGAAGAAGUUCGCCAACAGUGUGCUAAAGGAGCACUCCGAGUGUCGGUUGUUCACCCUGGCCAGCCAAGUUGCGAAGGAGAAGCCACCUUUGCCGCAGGAUGCUAGGAUGAGUACCAGAAAGAGCCGGAAGAGCCGAAAGAGCCGGAGGAGCACCAGAAAGAGUUCCGUGGGCGGCAAGAAAAAGAAGGGUUCAAAGUGAUAGCAACAACAUCGAAAACUGACUAAGCACAUCCGAUCUGAACACCAUCGAAAUCGAGAGGGAUGAGUUUGAAUAUAGCCCGUACACUCACUCAAUAAAAGCCACAUAGUAAGCCUUAGUAAAUAAGAAUCGGAAAAUUAGAAAUAAACUCGACUCAAAAGCAAGUCAAACAAACA
Messenger RNA from Drosophila erecta, 1103 nucleotides. RefSeq lists its product as uncharacterized. The transcript has 2 exons. Bases 100 to 927 code for a protein of 275 amino acids. The record is from RefSeq and is a predicted model, not a curated record. Lineage: Eukaryota; Metazoa; Arthropoda; Insecta; Diptera; Drosophilidae.